CAUAGACAAGUUACACAUACACGCGCAGCAAAUUGAAAUUCUCCCUCAUCCCGAGGAGGUACCGUCCCGUCAAGCGUGGCUAAUCAAGGCACCAAAAGGAAAAUGAGCAGCUCUGAGGAGGUAUCAUGGAUUUCAUGGUUUUGCGGGUUGCGAGGUAACGAGUUCUUUUGCGAGGUGGACGAAGAUUAUAUAAAUGAUAAAUUUAACCUGACGGGGCUAAAUGAACAAGUACCACACUACAGACAGGCCUUAGACAUGAUUUUAGAUUUAGAACCUGAUGAUGACCUGGACGACAACCCAAACCAGUCAGAUCUUGUUGAGCAAGCAUCUGAGAUACUCUAUGGGUUGAUACAUGCUCGCUACAUAUUAACAAAUAGAGGAAUUGGACAAAUGCUAGAGAAAUUCCAAGCGGGAGACUUUGGUCACUGCCCACGAGUAUACUGUGAAUGUCAAGCAAUGCUGCCACUGGGACUGUCUGAUGUGCCGGGUGAGGCCAUGGUAAAACUGUACUGUCCCCGCUGCAUGGAUGUGUACACUCCCAAAUCUUCGCGCCAUCACCACACCGACGGCGCUUAUUUCGGGACCGGUUUCCCGCACAUGGUCUUCAUGGUUCACCCUGAGUACCGACCAAAACGCCCCGCCUCGCAGUUUGUGCCCAGAUUGUACGGUUUCAAGAUCCACCCGCUCGCUUACCAGAUCCAACAACAGGCAGCGGCCAACUUCAAGGCACCGCUGCGGAAUCUCUCGUACAACAACGAGACGAAGACUUCAAGUAACAUUCCAAAAUGAUCAUAGCCAAGCAGCGUGCAGCGCACAGACCGCAGAUGCGAGCACCCACCAUGGCCGCCUCAAUCUACUACUAAUGACCAGUAACAUAAAUAAUUAUAA
Molecule: messenger RNA, 888 nt
Organism: Papilio machaon (common yellow swallowtail)
Lineage: Eukaryota; Metazoa; Arthropoda; Insecta; Lepidoptera; Papilionidae
Gene: CkIIbeta
Product: casein kinase II subunit beta
Exons: 8
Coding region: 103-789 (228 amino acids)
Cellular component (GO): cytoplasm; protein kinase CK2 complex
Molecular function (GO): protein kinase regulator activity
Source: RefSeq, a predicted model, not a curated record